CCGUAUUGUGCCCAAGGUUCGUCGGCAGCUGAUCCGGUGCUCGGUGUAGAGGUGGACUGAGUCUUUGUCUUGUCGCGGCCGUGGUUGUUGCGCGGCCGGCCACCAUCCCGGGCAGCUGCCAACACUUCACCCUCGUUUGGUGUUGCAGCCUCGGUAGAAGUAAUGCAAGCCACCUUUGGCUUGGGCUGGGUGCCGCUCGUCGUCGCGKAAGAUCGGUCGGCGUUGCGGGCUUCGAUAUUCAUGAGAAUGAUCCGUGACGCUGUGCUGAAAAGCUUGUCAGAUGUGUCGAGUGUCUCUGCAAUCUGCGUCAGCUCGUUUUGCAGAGCUGGACACGAGCGCUUGAUAAACAAGUGCUUGAUGGCGCGGAAUGCGAGCGGCAGGUCAAGUGUGGAGUCGUCUUUGGAACUCGGUAAUCCAGUCCUGACUGAGCAACGUGUUCUGAUGGAGCUUGUUGAGUUUGUCCAUCGCUUAGAGGUCAGGUGGCUCCACUUGGAAUCGCUUGUGCCAGGCGUCGGUCAACUCCUGCCAAGUGAGCUUGGUGUGCAGUUCCGACACUGCUACGCCGUGGCUGGUCAAGAUGUUGUCCAGCCAUGCUUGACGCACACCACCAGAUCGGUGGUACAAGUACGGAUGUCGAUCGUUGUUCAGGACAUGGUGCAUGUCGAGCCUGAGAGUAAACUGGCGCCACCACGGGAUCGGUUUCGUCUUGGACUGAUCGCAGAAGACGGGAAUGUCAUCCAGCUUGGGUGGGCGCUGGGAGGAUGAGGCGGCGGGCGUCACGGUGGCAGCAGCCUGGACCUGCGUCUCCAACAGCAAGUUCGUUGCUUUCUGCGACGUCC
Molecule: messenger RNA, 839 nt
Organism: Chara braunii
Lineage: Eukaryota; Viridiplantae; Streptophyta; Charophyceae; Charales; Characeae
Source: the annotation of a GenBank genome assembly